GUUUUAGCUGCUGGAGUUACUUGUAAUGGCUGCUAUAGCGGAUAGAAUGAGCAAUGUUAUCUUACAAAUAUUUCAGGAACUUAAUUAUGCACAAGUUACAGACUCUGAUGACAUUGUUAAGGUAUGGCUUUCACAACAUAACAGCCCUGUGGGAUUUUUGAUGGAUGGUUGUCUGGAACAACCCAAUGAAAGGGAAUUGAAAGGUAUUAUAAAUCCUUGUACAAAAAUAGAGCUAGCUAAAGUUUUUUUGGGUAAAGAAGAAGAUAUUGAAACAGCCAUCUCUAUUGCAAGAAGGGCUCAGGAAGAAUGGUGUUCACAGCCCAAAAAACGAUCGAGAAUUUUGUACAGCAUUGCAAGAAAUAUUCAGAAACACCAACGUCUCAUCACAUUAGUAGAAAAUAUUACAAGUUGUAAACCUGGACAUCAAGUCCGUGAUGUAGACAUCCCUUAUUUGAUUCGGAACUUGUACCACUUUGCAGGUUGGCCUUUGAUCUCCACAAACCUGGAUGAUUGUUGGAAGCCAUUUGAGGUUACAGGAAUAAUGAUUCACAAAGAUUUAAACUCAUUGAGUAUAAUUCCAUGGAGAAUGGUGGAAGCUCUUGCUGUUGGAAGCAGUGUUGUUGUUUUGGCAAGUCCUGAGUGCUAUCUGUCUGCUUUACUCUUUGCUGAAGUUUGUAUCUCAGCUGGAUUACCACCAGGUUUACUUAAUGUAAUUGCUAGUGAUGAACUAGGCUUUGAAAAGUUGUCAUCAAGUCCAAAUAUAGAAAAACUUGUGUUUAUUGGAUCAACCCAGAUGGCAAAAUCUAUCCGUAAAGUGUCAGCAGGAUGUGGGAAAGAUCUUUCCCUUCAUCUUUGUAGUCGGCCAGUGGUCAUUGUGUUUGACUCAGCAGAUCAAGACAGUGCUAUUGAAGGAGUGAUUGAAACUAUGAUAAUUAACAAUGGCAAGACAGGAGUCAAAGUCUUACUUCAAGAAUCCAUCUUUAACAAAUUCCAUUCUAAGCUUAAAGACCGUUUUAAACGAUUGCGUGUAGGUUCUUGUAUGGACAAGAAUGUUGACAGUACCUUGGUUACUGAAACAGCUUCUAAAGAGUACUUGAUCAAACUUGUAGAUGCAGCACAGCUGGAAGGAGCAGAGAUAUUCCAAGUACAUCCUGUGGGUGAUUCUGGAUUUCCACCAACAUUAAUAAGCAAUGUCCAGACAUCCUCUAUAUUAACCAUAAAGGAGUUUGUUCCAGGUCCAAUUCUCAUCUUGCUUCCUUUUAGAACACCAAAAGAAGCUAUUGCCCUUGCAAAUAAUAGUUUGUCUGGUCUCUCAGCAAGUGUGUGGACAGAAAAGAUAUCUCUUGCUUUAGAAGUUUCACGUUAUCUUAAGGUUGGAACUGUAUGGAUCAAUAGUCAAAACAUGCUCGAUGCUGCAGCUGGAUUUGGUGGUUGCCGUGAGAGUGGGUAUAGUCGAACAGGAGGAAUGGAGGGUUUAAUGGAGUUCAUGAAGCCAAACUGGCAAAUCAGUUUUAAUAAUGGAGGACAAGUUGACCAGAAAUUUGGCCAGGCAUCUAUAAAUAAAGAUUUACUACCAUCAUUUCAACCUGAUGAAACUACUUUUAAACUGGGUGUUGAUCAUACAUACAAACUGUAUUAUGGAGGAGCUCAGAAAAGACCAGAUGGGAAUUCAUCACGAGCAGUAUAUAAUUCCAAAGGCAAAGUGAUUGCCUAUGUUCCAGAUGCAGGAAAAAAGGAUGUUAGAAAUGCAGUAGAAGCAAGUCUUAAAGGUCAACCAAGCUGGGAGAAACGACCAGGUCACAGUCGAGCACAGAUAUUGUAUUACAUUGCCGAGAACAUGGAACAAAGAAAGAAUGCUUUUGUGGCUCAAUUAGAAGAGAUGUCAGGGAAAACAGAAGAAGAAUGCCUCCAAGAAGUAGAUCAGUGUGUUUCAAGUUUAUUUACUUUUGCAUCAUGCUGUGACAAGUUUGGGGGAACUGUCCAGGAAACUCAGCUCUAUGGAAUGGUAAUAACAUCACAAGAAGCAGUGGGUAUCAUUGGUAUAAUCUGUCCUGAAGAGUGCCCUCUGUUGGCAUUUGUAACUCUUGUUGCUUCUGCAAUUGCUCGAGGAAACUCUGUCAUUGUUGUUCCAAAUGAAAAACAGCCAUUGGCAGCCCUUGAUAUGUAUCAGGUUUUUGAUACAUCAGAUGUUCCACCAGGUGUUAUAAAUAUCCUUACUGGCUCUCAAGAUCAUCUGGCACGUUGCUUAGCUGAACACCAAGACAUUCAGUCAAUAUGGUAUUAUGGCUGUUCUCCAGAUGGAGCUGCAGUUGUAGAGCAUGCUUCUUCACAAAACUUCAAACGCACUUGGGUCGGUUCCAUAAACAUGCAGAUGUGGUACAAACCCAGUGAAAUCUGUGUGAAGUUGAUGAAGGAGGCUUGUCACAAUAAAACACUUUGGAUACCAAUGGGAGAAAUUUUUGCCAAUUAAAAUUUUAAAUUUGUGAAAUUUUAAAAACUAUAAUUUCCAUUUUUUGUUUCUAAACAUUAUGAUAAUUUGUAGUCAACCCCCCAUCAUAUCGUGUAUGUUUUUGCUUAAAGUUGUAUGUCAGCAUGUUUAAUGCAUUUAUAUAGAACCAUCAUUUCAAUGAUUAUCAAAUUACAUUAAAGCUUAGAUACAAAAGAAAAUUAAUAACGAGAUGUAAGAUAUAGUUAACAGUGUUAGUAACAAUGUGAGGCAUAACUGUACAAAUCAGUAUAAACACAUUUUAUUAAUCAUAUGAUGUUGUUCAUAUCAGGCUUACAGAGUUACACUAACAUACAAUGUAAAGUAGAAAUUAAGUUUUAUCAGCUGUUCAACAAGUCAUAAGGUCAAAGACCAGUAAAAUAGUGUACAUGUAAGGGUAAUCACCAGGCCAUGCUCAGACAGGUAGGAUAGUGUACUUGUAAGGUUUUGACAUAAACCUGUUGAUGAUCUAAAAAUAAUUGUAGAAUAGUGUACACAUAGGCUAAAUGACCAUACCUAAUUUUGAACUGCUGACCAGAGGAAGGGAAGCUGGUCAGCAACUUCCACCACCACACACACUUUCUAGCCCUUGGAUUCAAAUAAUGGGAUUGUCUGUCAUUUUCAUAAUGUGAUCACAGCUAAACGUGCAGAUGUCCAGUUGAUUGAGGCUUCCAUUCUGAAUUGUAGCCCACUAGCCAACAGGCCUAGAAGAAUAUUGUAUAUGUAAGGCUUGUACAUCUAUUUUUAGAUCUAAUUAUAGUUGCAGAAUGUUGUACGUGCAAGGCUUAUAUAUAUAUAUAUUGCAUAUUAUAAAAUCUAGUAUUAAUUGUUGAAUAUUGUACAGAAAGUUUUAAGUUCUAAUAGUAUCUGAAUAUAUAUAUGUUAUACAUAACCUCAGAUGUAAAGGAAGUCAAGGGCAUAUUUUUAGAUCUAACUAUAGUUGUAAGAUGUUGUAUGAGCAAGGCUUAGAUGUACUGCGUGUUCUAAGAUAUGGUAUUAAACAUUGAAUAUUGUACAGAAAGUUUUACGAUGUAAUGCUAUACAUAGGCUUAUAUGUAAAGAAAGUAAAGGAUAUAAUUUUAAUUGAACAUUGUUUUACAUAUACAUGUUGGUUUUGGAAUUACAGCAUAUCUCUAGAUAAUAUAGAAGUCAUAAGUUUGAUAAAUAGCAAAUUUGAGACUUAUAUUGAUUAAAUGGUCAAAGUUAAGUUGCAUUAAAUUAUGUAUUCUUGGCAUUAUUUACUGACCACAAUGUAAAUUAUGAAACUAUUUGAUAUAUAUCAACAAACCAUUUAUAUUGAGAGUUACUAAAGGUGUAUCAGCCUUGUACUGUUAUGUUAGGGAUAAAUUACAGUACACAGACUUUAAUCAACACAUUUCAUAGAGUGAUGAAAGAUACAGUAUAAGUAUUGCAAGGUGUAAGUGCUUUACAAAUUAAACCAUGUUAUUCAUUUCACAAUGACAUGGACACAGACUUUAAUCAACACAUUUCAUGGAUUGAUGAAAGAUACUGUAUAAGUAUUGCAAGGUGUAAGUGCUUUACAAAUUAAACAAUGUUAUUCAUUUCACAAUGACAUGGACACAGACUUU
Messenger RNA from Limulus polyphemus (Atlantic horseshoe crab), 4074 nucleotides. Its product is annotated as aldehyde dehydrogenase family 16 member A1-like. The coding region runs from base 26 to 2470 and encodes 814 amino acids. Lineage: Eukaryota; Metazoa; Arthropoda; Merostomata; Xiphosura; Limulidae. Gene Ontology annotation, molecular function: oxidoreductase activity, acting on the aldehyde or oxo group of donors, NAD or NADP as acceptor. The record is from RefSeq and is a predicted model, not a curated record. The transcript is spliced from 13 exons.